Auxenochlorella protothecoides is the source of this 2205-nucleotide messenger RNA. Its product is annotated as UDP-glucuronic acid decarboxylase 1. Lineage: Eukaryota; Viridiplantae; Chlorophyta; Trebouxiophyceae; Chlorellales; Chlorellaceae. Gene Ontology annotation, cellular component: cytoplasm. Gene Ontology annotation, biological process: D-xylose metabolic process. The transcript is spliced from 13 exons. Bases 1 to 2205 code for a protein of 734 amino acids. Gene Ontology annotation, molecular function: protein binding; NAD+ binding; UDP-glucuronate decarboxylase activity. The record is from RefSeq and is a predicted model, not a curated record.
AUGACCUUUUCUGUGCAAAUCAAGGAUCCUGCUGACAAGUAUCUCCCGGGUCUCUCCCCAGGGGACCUCGCCAUGCAGGAGAUCGACGGCCUGGCGGCCACAGAUGCGGCAUACAUCAGCGCAUGGAGCUCUCGGUUGGGCACAGGACCUGGGGUUGGCAUGGAGAAGCCAGAGCCCAGCCUGCCCUGGCUAGCCUCCCUGCAGCUGGAUGCCGUUGAUGUGGCCAAGGUCACACGAAGCGCCACCACGCACCUCGCCUUCCACCCCACCAGCGAGACCCUGCUGCUGGCAGCGGGGGACAAGGAGGGCAACCUCUCCCUCUGGUACUGCGCCGAAGCGGCGCAGGCCCUCGACAGAGCGUCGUCGCGAGGGGAUGCAGGGUCAAGCGAGGGGGAGGGCGGGUCGAGCGAGGCAGCGACGUCAGGCACAGCGGAGAGCGAGGCGGAGUUUGACGGUCUGGUGAGCCUGGGGUACCACCGGCAGUACAUCUCCGGCCUGCGAUGGGCAGGAGGGCCAGGGCACGGCGCCGGCCUGUUCUCUGCCUCGUACGACGGCUCGCUGCGUCGGUUUGACCCUGGCGCGGGGGCGGCCAUCCUGCUGACCUCCUCUGAGGACCUGGGUUUGUCUGCCAUGGACAUCACCCUGGAUGGCAGAACCGCUGUGCUGGGCACCAACAGGGGCGACCUCCUGGUGGUCGACUGCAGGGCCAAAGGGCCUGGGGCCUUGAGCGAGGAUGGCCACGCCAAGAAGAUAAACACCGUGCACUUUGACCCUGGCGACGAGCAUGUCUUUGCCACAUCCUCCACCGACACCUGUGUCAGAGUGUGGGACGUGCGGCGCCUGGGCCCGACCCCAAAACCCGUCGCGGAGGGCGCACACCGUUCCAGCUGCCAGGCAGCGCACUUUGCGCCCGACGGCUCCCACCGCCUGGUCUCCACGUCCUUUGACAACACGGUGGGGGUGUGGGAGCGCAGGGGGAAGAAGGAGCUGGCGUGCACGCUUUCCAUCAGGCAUGACAACGACACGGGCCGGUGGGUGACGCCCUUCCGGGCUGUAUGGAGCCCCAGCGGCGACGCCAUCCUCGUUGGGAACAUGAGGCGAGCCGUGGACAUCAUCGACGCCUCGACAGGCCAGCUGUCGACGCAGCUUCGCAGCGAAGACAUGACCGCCAUCCCGUCCAGGAACCUUGUGCACCCCAGCGUUGAGCUGUCCAAUGGGAUACCAGAUGAUCGUCCCGCCGUGAAGGCAAAGCCCCGAGUGGAGACCAACCGGGUGCUGGUCACCGGGGGCGCGGGCUUCGUGGGAAGCCACCUGUGCGACUACCUCGUGGCCCGGGGCGAUCAUGUCAUCUGCGUGGACAACUUCUUCACGGGGAGCAAGGACAACAUCGCCCACCUCCUGGACAAGCCCAACUUUGAGCUGCUGAGGCAUGACGUGGUGGAGCGGCUGCUGCUGGAGGUGGACCAGAUCUACCACCUGGCCUGCCCCGCCUCGCCCGUGCACUACAAGUAUAACCCCAUCAAGACGCUGAAGACCAGCUUCAUCGGCACGCUGAACAUGCUGGGCCUGGCCAAGCGCUGCCGCGCGCGCUUCCUCAUCACCUCCACCUCCGAGGUCUACGGCGACCCCCUGGAGCACCCCCAGACCGAGGCCUACUGGGGCAACGUGAACCCCAUCGGCGAGCGCUCCUGCUACGACGAGGGCAAGCGCGCCGCGGAGACGCUGACGAUGGACUACCACCGCGAGCAUAACCUGGAGGUCCGCAUCGUGCGCAUCUUCAACACCUACGGCCCACGCAUGGCCCUGGACGACGGGCGCGUCGUCUCAAAUUUUGUGGCCCAGGCCUUGAAGAACGAGCCGUUGACGCUGUACGGCGAUGGGCAGCAGACGCGGUCCUUCCAGUAUGUCGAGGACCUGGUCAGGGGCAUGGUGACGGUGAUGGACAACGACGAGCACAAGGGGCCCUUCAAUGUGGGCAACCCGGGGGAGUUCACCAUGGUGGAGCUGGCUGAGAUGGUGAAGGAGGUCAUCAACCCCAAGGCCGAGAUCGUGUUCGUGGAAAACACGGCCGACGACCCGGCGAGGCGCAGGCCAGACAUCUCCAAGAUCACCUCGCUGCUGGGGUGGUCGCCCAAGGUCCCCCUGCGUGAGGGCCUACCCCGCAUGGUGGAGGAUUUCAAGAGGAUCCCGCGACAUGUGCACUGA